This is a messenger RNA of Trematomus bernacchii (emerald rockcod), 4097 nucleotides long. It is a transcript of the gene hrh2a, whose product is annotated as histamine receptor H2a. The record is from RefSeq and is a predicted model, not a curated record. The coding region runs from base 659 to 1846 and encodes 395 amino acids. Gene Ontology annotation, biological process: adenylate cyclase-activating adrenergic receptor signaling pathway. Lineage: Eukaryota; Metazoa; Chordata; Actinopteri; Perciformes; Nototheniidae. Gene Ontology annotation, molecular function: G protein-coupled receptor activity. Gene Ontology annotation, cellular component: membrane. The transcript has 4 exons.
CUCUCUCGUCUCUCAGGGAGCAGAGCACAGUAGCGAGGGCAGUCUUCUCAGAAACAGAAAAGCAGCUUGGAGGUGUCAGUACAGCCAAAGAAGACGGUGAAGAAGCCAACGUGAUGCCAUGGACCAACAAGAAUCAGCCACACAGACAGAAAGCUAUUUAACAGCCAUCACAGGCAUUAAACCAGCAAGGCAUUCUGCAGAUUUGGGACUUUCAGUCAGUUGCAGCAUUUUUCAAAAGAUCAAAGUUGUUUAAAGAACUUCUAGCAAGACUUUUUAGGGAUAUUGUACCAAGUGUGAAUGGGGUUACUGGUGUGGUUGAGUCACAGGAAAGUUACAAAUAUAUAUUUUAAGCUCAGCAAGAACAGCAAACAGUCAAGUAAAUUAGCAGCUAAGGCAAAGGAAAUUUUGGGCGACGGAGGGAUUACAUUGGACCAUGGAAACAUUGAGGUUAGACUGCAUGCGCCUUAAUAAAUGGAAGCACCUAAAACACCCUGUGCAGGUGUUUAAACAUUAACAUUAAACAUGAGACUAAGGCUGAUAAUGUAAAUGUCACAACCUCUUUUCAAGCGUAUAACUAACAACAAAAAAAGUGGCAAUGGUUCACAUAAAGCUCCAGCGGUGACGUCAUCAGAUUGUCUCCAGUGAAGCACCAGCGAUAAUGUUGUCACAAGUGGUGCUGGGUGUCACCCUGACCCUCCUCAUCAUCCUGACGGUUGGUGGUAAUGUGCUGGUGUGCGUGGCGGUCUGCGCCUCCCGACGCCUCCGCUGCCUCACAAACUGCUUCAUCGUGUCGCUGGCUGUGACAGACUUGCUGCUCGGCCUCUUGGUGCUCCCCUUCUCUGCCCUCCACCAGCUCACCAACGACUGGCCGCUCGGCCCCAUCUUCUGCAACUUCUACAUCUCCAUGGAUGUGAUGCUGUGCACCGCCUCCAUCCUCACCCUCCUGGCCAUCAGUGUGGACCGCUACCUGGCAGUGACCAUGCCUCUGAGAUACACCUCACUGGUGUUGCCAUGGAGAGUUGCUUUGGCCAUGGCCGGUGUUUGGACAGUGUCUGUGGCUGUGUCCUUCUUGCCCAUCCAAAUGGGGUGGAACACUGUUAAUGGCACGGUGCAGAACCAAGGGCCUUGGGCUCCAGAGAGAAAAUGUCGUUUUGAGCUGAACAGACCCUACGUGCUGACUGACUCUCUUCUCACCUUCUACCUGCCUCUGGUGGCUAUGUGCUGGACCUACCUCCGAAUACUUCGCAUUGCACGGGCACAGGCCAAACGCAUCAUCAGUGCCCGACCCACCUGCAUCACAAGCUACAACUGCGGUAACAAUCCUUCCACCACUACCACUGUGGUCUCCAGUGUAACAGCGGUGGCUCUGCGGGAGCACAAAGCCACGGUGACCCUGGCCGCAGUGAUAGGGGCUUUUGUGGUGUGCUGGCUGCCAUAUUUCAUCCUGUUCACAGUGUUGGGCCUAAAGGAGCACCCGGACCCAAGCACAGUAGCAGCAUAUCCAAUUGUGUUGUGGCUGGGUUAUGCCAACUCAGCCCUCAACCCUAUCCUGUAUGGAGCCCUCAACAGGGACUUCAGGUCAGCAUACAACCAUCUACUGAGAUGUAGAUGCCCCACCUACAUUGGGUGGAGGAGCCGGCAGCCGUCUCCCACUUUAACAGCAGCCAGAGAACAUCUUACAGAGGUGACACUGCUGUGCGACCACAACCCAACCACCUGCAGGGCCGUUCUAACAGAGCCCAGCUUAAUGCUUCAAGAAAUGAACAGUGGGACAGCCACAGCUACUAUUCAACUUACAAAUGGCACUGCAGCCACAGAUGUCAAUGGGAAUGAAAGGUCGUGCUGAGCCUGUGCUGAUGAGGUGUGCUGUGUUCAUACUGCGUUUGCAACCAAGAGCCAGAUCCAUCCGCCAUAAGAGGAAGAGCAACAGACUGUCAAAAAGAUAGACAGAGAUUUACAGCCUUUCUAUUUGGAAGCCUUCAGUACUGCAGUAGAAGCUCCAGUAAUUGACGACGUAAGUAAAUAUAGACACAGACAUCUCUACAACCCCCACAGAGCAGGUCAUGCCCAGAACAAAUGAACUGUGACACACAGACCCUCGCAGUGUCGUCCACGCUGCAACAGGCCAUAUGGCAUUAUGCUUAUUAGGCCAAGAAAUAUGCUUUCAGCUCAGAGGUACAUUAUCCAGUUUCACAUCCUGCUCACAUGUCUUUGUUCGCACUUUGUGAACAGUUUCGACUAAGUGGUUUGCCCUUUGUAUGUGCUGCUUUGUAAAGUGUGUACUAGUUUAACUAGAGUUAAAGCAAGUCAUUUUGUUCUUCAAGAUUACCAAAACAUUGUAAGGCUGCCUGGUAAAAGCUGUACUCAAUGUUCAAUACAUUGUAACUGAAACAUUAACACUUUCCAAAGCAAAUAGAAAGUGUAGUCUACCAGUACAUGACCUUUUCUAAAAAAUGUAAAAGCCCAAUGAGGCUUGAAUGUAACUAGCAUCGUGAAUAAUCUUUUACAGUUUAUUACUUUAACUAUUUGUUUCAAACUUUCAUUUACUAACAAUAAAAGCUAUUUUAUUUAUUUUACUUUAUACCUGCUGGAAAAAGGCACACAUUUCCACACACAGCCGGCCUCUACUCGUUCAGGACCGAACAAAGAUGACGCCUCCGUGGAUGGAGCUAAGGGAAUCCUUCCACCUCAGCCAACCAUCACACAGGGUGACACAUGAUAUACUCAAACUAACUCUGGAUAAUAUUGAAGCUCUGGAGGACCGAUUGAGACCUGCUGAUUAACUUAUUGCUCAUUAAUUGUAUGAACUAUAUAAUUUAUGCUGACUCAAGAGUGCACUCCAGUGGAAACACAAAGUAUAACAACUUUAACCUGGAAAUACAAAUGGGCGUUUUACAAAAUCAAAAGAAUGGAAGAUAAAUAGUUGAUAAAUAGACCAUUAUUAAACUUACCAUUUCAUGUCAAAUGUGUUGAAAUAUACGACAUGUGUAUGUAUAGCAUACAAAUUAAUGUUACGUGUCUACUGUCUACAGAAUGUGUCUUUAUUGUUGCUCAGUCAGUGGCAUAACGCUUGCAAGUGUAUGUAUUGUAUGAUAUUGUAAAGGUAAUUGAGGACUGGACGUUAUCCGUUACUCAAAAAUACAAAACUGCAACCAUACUGUACCAGCUUCAAUAAACAAUCUAAUAUAUGCUUCCAUUUUGGAGGCAAUACAGAUGGACUGUAGAUAAGUAUGGAUAGGGAUUAUCAUGUGGGAUGAUGUAGAAAACACUGUAUGAGUGGUAAUACGAGAACAUUGGAAACAAUUCAUCACAGCUGUCAGCACACAUUGCCUCGAACUAUUGCCACAUUAACAUUUAACCUUCUCCAUACUUCAAGCUAUUUCCUUUGAGGACUGACACAGAAGUGCAAAUAAUAUCCAUCUGCAUGUCAGGUAGCAGCUGUACACAAGUGAUAGAAGGAUUUUUACAAGCCAUUAAACCACAUGGAAACACUUACUUGGUAUUUAUAACACCUAGGGUAGCUAUUUUUUCAAUUCAGCUCUCCCUCCUGUUUGCAAGGAAAUGCUCUAUUUCAUGUACAAUUAGACUAUAAACGUUAGUGACAAAACACACAGCACAAGGUCAGGAUAACACUUGUGUAAAGCACUUAUACUGUUAGAUUUGGUGGAAACAGCUCUGCCUUUAAUUAGAGCUUUCAAUUAAUCCUGCAUUCGGUUAUUCUCAUACACAUACAGUACUAAACUUACCUUAAUCAUAUAGGGAGGUAGUGGCAGCAGAAAGCAGUGUUGACAUAAGGAAUCAGCAGUGUACAAGGGAGAACUUGCCAUUUUAAAAUGCCAUUUAGUAAAUGUGAUUAGAUACAUGUUUCAAUGCAAUUUUCCACCAUUCUCACUUUGACCCACAUGAGCCAAUCAAAACUGUGUUGUACUACAUAAUGAAGAAUACAUUUUAUUACUGUACCCCUGUAUUGUUUGUAUGUUUGUUUAUCAGCAGGGUAAGAGGAAAAGUAGUAGCUGAUUUUCAUAAAAAACGUUUUGCGAGAGUGUAGCAAGGGCCAAGGAAGAACCAAUUAAAUGUAUCUAUUUAAUAAAGAAUCU